This is a messenger RNA of Oldenlandia corymbosa var. corymbosa, 3034 nucleotides long. Lineage: Eukaryota; Viridiplantae; Streptophyta; Magnoliopsida; Gentianales; Rubiaceae. The record is from the annotation of a GenBank genome assembly.
UGGACUAUUUUUUGGGACGAAUGGAGUAAUACAUAUAGGUAGUUAUUUCUUUCCCUUAAAAAAUUAAUUAAAAUAGAAAUAUAAAUCCACUUACUUUAGUCUUGUAGUGAUAUGUUUUGAUUAAUAAUUUAAUAUGAUCACUAUUUCAAAAAGAAUUAUAAUUAAUCUUAAUUUGUACUAUCUUAUAAUAACGACCGGAAGAAGUGUACGUCUCUAAUAAUUAACCAAGACCAAGUAGAUGUAGCAAUGUAGGUCUAUUAUCUGUGUUGACGGGACCUUGACCAGAAACGAGCGGGAAGAUUUACCGCCAAUUCUGCGAAAAAUAGAUUAGUAUAUAAUGGAAAACAAAAAAUGAAUCGGAGGGCAAAAUAGCAAGGGUUUCAGUUUGCCUUUUCUCUGUGGCCGACUAAACUAAAGAAAGGAUACUGGUUCAAGAAGUGAGCAAUGGAUACGACGAACCCUGCAGUUUUCACGAACGCCGAACUGCUGAGGAUGCACGUCGGUAGGCGGGUUAGGGCUGUGAUACAAGUUGUGCGCAACGACGGCGGUAACGUUAUCGGAAAAUCGACUGAUGACCAACAAAUCGUCGUGAAGAUGAAUCCAACCGGUCCCCUUUCCUCAUUUAUCGAGGUCAUCGGUAUUGCUGAAAGUAAUCAGUCCAUCCAUGCCCAAUCCUGGACUAAUUUUGGUGAUGUUUUUGGUAUGAUUUUGUUUUCCCCAUUUUCUUUUAACUUGUGGUUCACUUUUAGAUUGGCGUUGAUUGUUUCUUUCAAUGGGAGUUAGGGUUUCAGUUUUUAGGGUUGAUAAUGUUAUGAUUGGCGUUGGUUGAUUCUUCUAGUUAAGUUUAUGCAAAAUUUUCAUGCAUCUGUUGGUUGUUUUUGGUUCCUGUGACAUUCUGAGACUUGGUGAUAGAGUUUUUGUAUUUUCACUCUGAAAUUUCAGCAUCAGCAACUUUUAUCUAGAUGUAUUCAUUUGUAUGUUUUAUUAUUGAACUUGGUUAUGCUGAUUGUAUCUGGCUUAUAUUUUUGAAAUGAUCCUUUGCAAGUUUUGAUUGUUUAUACCAAAAAUUGAUCAUGAUUUGAUUAUCACUCUAUGUUAGAGGGUUCAUGGUGAGUCUGACCAAUCAAGGAAAGAAGUUAGUUCAUAGUUUUCUCUCCCCCUUUUCCCCCUCUUACCCCAGAGUAAUUGAAAUAUGAUUAACAAAUUUAGGAUUCUUUUAUCAUCUAUCUAUUGUUUAUGGUUUGUCGUCUUUACCUGUUUGUCUGCAUAGUGGCCAUCUGGAGUUAGGAUUGAUUCAGAAGUUGGGUGGUAUAUGGAGUUUCUGCUAACAGUAUGAGGGAAAUUUGGAUCUAUGCCCAUUUCGCAAGAAUGUUUAUAGUUUAGUUGAGGAUACGAGUUAGUUUACUUGUUAGUGGACUGUUUUCUUGGUUUACUGGUCAGUUGUCUGCGUUUAGUGCUUUGUGCUUCACUUGGGCUGGAGAUAUUGGCAAAUCUUAGCUAAACUACUGUUACAUCUUUCAUCAGUUUUGCUCUUGAUCAUCAUCUUUCUAUUUGAUUUGAGUGUACUAGUAUCUUAAAUGUCCAAACCACAUCUAGCAAUUUCUUGCAUGCCAUCUGGAUUUCUUGUAGAUAUAUUGAUCUUAUACUAUUAAUGUAGAGGACUUGCAUGCAUUUUCUUAGCCUGUGUCCUUGCAUUAGGCAUAAGCUUAUGUACAUUUGUAGUCCGGUGGGAGUCUGGGUAAAAGUUUAGUUUGGAAAUUUUCAUAUAUUUUCGGGUUCAGGUCUGAUUCUACAUGCUGAACAUAAGGGAUUUUUAAUUAGAUCCGGAAAUGCUUAUAUCCAUCCCCUCGAAAUGACUGAAUAGGUUCUUUUUUUUUAAUUAUUAAAAAAAAAAACCUGUGAAUAGAUGUUAAACUUAAUAAUCAUGAUGCAACAUUUAAAUUGUUAUUAAGAACAAUGGCGGAUAAUGAUGGGUUUGUACCUCAAUUGUCACUCAAAACCCACAAGCUUCUAUUGGCCAAUUGGCAACAUCUGUUCUUGACAUGGUAAUGUCUUGUAGGCUGGAUACAGGGUCUUGUUUAAUCUUCUCAAAAGGUUUGCCUUCUGUUAAUUGUGAUCUGAUUGUCCUGGUUGCAGAUACACAAGCCUACAACCAGAUUUGUCUUUAUGCCAAUGGGGAGUACAAACACUUGUUCAUCUGAGACUGUUAGUGAGCUGAGGUUCUCGUUGAUCUUUGUUUGACUUAAACAAAUGUAUUCAAAUUUCAGCUUGCAUCUCCUUUUGGAUAGUUUUUGGGGCCAGGAUAUUCCUGUUAAAUAUGCUGCAGUUAGGCUGAUAGUCAGUCACAAACCUUUUGGUUACUAGUUAGUCUGGAGUUCAUUUCAGCACCUUGAUGAUUGGGUUUUUCUGUAACUGAAUGUUACAUAAUCUGGUAACGCAAAUAGUUGAUUGCAAUGAUUAUCUGGUGUUCGUUUCAUUUGUAUUAUCAGCAGUCACGAUUCCUGAAGCACAUAUACAUAUGACUUCUGAGUUCCAGGUGUUGCAUAUGUAUAUAAAUGAGUACUGCUUAUCUUAGUCUGCGACUUGAGAAACUUUCUGAUUUAUAUUGUCAGUGUAACUUGGUGGUGCAUACUUUAUGCAGCAAUGACGAAUAGAUGCAUUCACCAUAGUGUUAGUCUCCAGAACCUUUUACACGCGGCAGAUACCUUUGAGAUUUGUGCUGAAAUUUGCUUUGAAGUUUGAACAAGGGAAUAAAAUCAGUGUUGUUUUAUGCAUCUUCUUUAUGAGAAAAAGGUGGGAAAAAGAAAGAGUUUUAAGGGAGAGAUGAUGAAAGUAAGUAUUUGGCGCGCGCCUAGUAUCAUAUCAGUUCCUGUUCUUUUCCACUUUUGAAGUGAUCAACUUUUAGUUAGGAGUAAACUGGCAGAAUAACCAAAAUUUAUUUGUAUAUUAAAAGAUAGUUUUUUUACAUAGUAACAGUGACUACUUUGGCAACUAAAUUAUAAGCACAUCCAUGAAAAAACAUAUAUUAAAUCAC